Messenger RNA from Strongylocentrotus purpuratus (purple sea urchin), 783 nucleotides. Its product is annotated as CUB domain-containing protein 2-like. The coding region runs from base 58 to 783 and encodes 241 amino acids. The record is from RefSeq and is a predicted model, not a curated record. NCBI's taxonomy places the organism in Eukaryota, Metazoa, Echinodermata, Echinoidea, Camarodonta, Strongylocentrotidae. The transcript is spliced from 2 exons.
GACUACCCAGCGGGCAAGGGUUUGCCUGGUGGUGUCAUACCUAUUUCACCAAUCGAGAUGACGAGGUUGACUUCGCCCAACUUCCCGAAUGAAUAUCCACACUCUAGUAUCAUGACAUGGGUUUUCCGCGUUCCUCCACCCUACUAUUUCAACAUUUGCUUUGACGUCUUUGAACUCGCCGAGGGGAUGGACAGGCUAAGCAUUGGAAAUGGAACGGCUCCGUUUGCGGCAGUUUCCGAAGUGUUUUUCGUAACCGAAACUGCGUCUGACGUUGCGAGCAAGAGGCUCGACGAUCGUCAUGUCAUGGAAGAGUACAUGUGGAUCAGGCUUGAAAGUUACCAACUUGCGAAAAAUGGGAGAUUUGCCUUUAAUAUCACUGCCGUGAUAGAUGAAAUCGUCCUUGAAAAAGGUGAAUUCAAGCUGCUUAUGUCGCCGUAUUACCCUCUGCAUUAUGAAAACGAUGCCUAUGUUAAAUGGCAAAUAAAGGUGCCCGAUACGGGAUAUGGUGUAUUGGUUCAUUUCAUCGAGUUUCAUCUGAUUGACAGUGGAGACACUCUCACCGUAGAGGACAAUGUAUCACCUGCAAAGGACAGUAUUCCAGCUGUCUUCACGGGUGUUGAUAUCCCGUCAGACUUCGUCCUUUGGUCUACCAAAGCGCUGAUACGUUUCGAAACGAAUUUGGCUGGUGUCGGCGCGGGUUUUAAAAUCAAGGUUCAGCCAGUGUUUGGAGAGGGUACGUAUAUGAAAGAUCAAUUGGUUUUGGCUCAUCAUACAAAAUCGUGA